GCACUGAAAUAGAUUUUUCAGAUAUUUUACCCAAUCCUUCUCUUUCAGAUAUUCUGUCUGAUUCUUCUCUUGCAGAUAUUCUGCCCAAUCCUUCUCUUUCAGAUAUUUCACCCAAUCCUUCUUUUCUUGUAAAGAAAAAUAAUAAAACAAGAAACUUGGCUUUACAUAUUGAAGAAUCUGAUAGUAUUUCAAGUGAAGCGGAAAUAGAAUCGUUUGAUUCUGAUUACGAUGAAGAAUUAGAACUAUUUGACUAUAAUAUAGAUAAUGAAGAGGAUGAAUAUCAAAAUUUUAGAGACAAUCAAAUAUUUGCUGUGCCUAAUAUUUCUGAUGAUAUAUUAACCAAAACAAAUAAUGAUAAUAUCAAAAAAAAGG
This is a messenger RNA of Racocetra fulgida, 372 nucleotides long. Lineage: Eukaryota; Fungi; Glomeromycota; Glomeromycetes; Diversisporales; Gigasporaceae. The record is from the annotation of a GenBank genome assembly.